CCAUGUGAUGCAUCUACAUGUCAGCUACCAAAUUGUAAAUGCGCAGAUACCCAAAUUCCUGGAAAUAUGUCCGAAUCCGACACUCCUAUGAUGAUCAUGGUGACGUUUGACGACAGCGUCAACAUUGGAAAUAACGAUUACUAUCUGAAACUCUUCGACGAUAAAAGAAAUAACCCUAACGGUUGCCCGCACAGAGGAACAUUUUUCGUUUCCGGUGACGCUUCUCAAUAUCAUUACGUUAGAGAUUUGUACAAGGCGGGGAACGAAAUUUCCUCCCAUAGCAUUUCCCAUCGGUCUCCCACAACCUGGUGGGCCAAUGCAGGCUAUGAUGGUUAUGUGAAGGAGAUUGAAGGAAUGAGUAAACGGUUAGCACGAGAAGGAAACUUGCCCAGAAAAGCCAUCAAAGGAAUGAGAGUACCUUUCUUACAAGUAGGCGGAGAUGGACAGUAUCAAAUGUUAGAGGAUUACGGAUACCAAUGGGACUCUUCUAUGGUAACAGGCAAUUUGUACCAAAAUGCCAAUCCAACUCUUUGGCCUUUUACCCUUGAUUAUCCACCAAGCUCAAAACACUGCAGCUUGGCCCCAUGUCCAACGAAAUCUUAUCCGGGUCUUUGGGAGAUUCCUUUAGUACGAUGGUAUGGAAACAAUAAGAUGGCCUGUGCUAUGCCUGAUGGUUGUACUAUUGGACCUGGUCGAAAGGGAACACUGGAUUACUUAAUGGACAAUUUCAACCGACAGUACAAGACAAACAAAGCACCACUUGGCAUUUUCUUACACGCUUCUUGGUUCCGUCGAAAGUCUGGCAAUUUUGAAGGAUUGGUGGAUUUCCUGGAAAAGAUGACCCAUCUCCCAGAUGUAUAUGUUCUUACAGUCAGUCAAGUUAUUGACUGGAUUCGUCACCCAGUUCCAUUAAACCGAGUGUCCGAAUUGAAAUCCUGGCAAUGUUCCAAAAAAUAA
Molecule: messenger RNA, 957 nt
Organism: Lottia gigantea (owl limpet)
Lineage: Eukaryota; Metazoa; Mollusca; Gastropoda; Lottiidae
Exons: 1
Biological process (GO): carbohydrate metabolic process
Molecular function (GO): hydrolase activity, acting on carbon-nitrogen (but not peptide) bonds
Source: RefSeq, a predicted model, not a curated record